ACGAAUUGCUACAUUUGCCGAGUUGUUGUUCAAUUGAAUAAGUGCACGGAUUGAAUCCUUCCUCGUAAAUUUAUCUCAGUUCGCCUAGACUUUCGUCUCGUCUGGUCUCAGACUGCAGUAGUUCAAAUUGUUGUCUCGUAAUUUGGAAGAAUUCAAUACAUUUCUUAUUGGAUUUAAGCUAUUUAGUUGUUGCGCAUCCUCUUUUGUAUGUAUUCAUUGUAUGUUUGUAUCUUAUGGAUGAAUCGUAGUUCUUUUUGAACGUCUGAGUUUUUUUUUUUCCUUGUUGAUCACCUUUGAUGUUUGUGUCAAUCGAACCCAGUGUCAGCUGUUCUCUCGCGAUUCUGUCAAAAUGGACGACGUGUCAGUUUUUUGGUAAAAAUAUUUGCCCCCCUCGAAGUGUGUCUUCUUUUGUUUUAAUUUUAUCCUAGAAGGGGGUAUCCAAUCAAAAUUCUCCAGCGGUGUGCGUGGAGGUGCGAGAGUGCGUUCAAGGGAUUAUUAUUUGUUUUUGUUCCUGCGGGGGCACCAUGAGUGACGUGGUUAGUGUGAAGGGUCAAAACGCCUCUUCGUCUCUGGGGGGCCAGAAUGACCCUGACAUGAAGGGCUGGCUCUUCAAAUGGACUAACUACCUGAAGGGUUACCAACGAAGGUGGUUUGUCCUCCAGAAUGGCCUUCUGUCAUACUACAGGGCUGAACACAACGGCGGCGUAUCAACGCUAUCAAUAAGAAGGCGACGCAAAUUUCGAAAUGGGAACCAAGCCGAGAUGACACACACCUGCCGUGGCAGUAUUUCCCUGCAUGGUGCAUUAAUCUAUCCGGUAGAUGCCUGCACCUUUGUCAUUUCCAAUGGGGGCACGCAGACCUUCCAUAUCAGGGCUGCAUCUGAAGUGGAGAGGCAAUGUUGGGUCACAGCAUUAGAACUUGCUAAAGCUAAAGCAAUCCGUAACAUGGAAUCAGAGGAGGAUGAAGAGGAACAGGAUGCUGCUUCUGGUUCACCAGAAGAAUGGUCCAGCAUUGUCAGGGAAUUGCAAAGUCGUUUGGAGGAUUUGCAAACCUGCUCAGAUCUGAUUGGAAAGCAUGGAGCUGCCCUUCAAAGGGCUUUAGGAGAGUUGGAAAUGAAUGUGGACCAAGAGUCCGCACAAGGAAAAUCCAAAGCCGUCAGUGAAAGGGCAACAUUGUUCCGUAUCGCCAGCAACGCAAUGAUUAACGCUUGUUCAGAAUAUCUAUCCACUGCUCAAACACAUGGUCAUAAAUGGACCAGACUUUUGCAACACGAACGCGAACAGAGGCAGAGACUGCAGGAGAUGGUAGAAACAUUGGCUCAGCAACAUUCAAAAUUGGAACAGGCAGCGGCCGCAAACGCCAAGAGACCAAAUGGUCCAGUGAGUGCAAGUGAAGAAGAGGAGGAUGAGAAUGAGUUUUAUGAUGCUGUCGCCGAUGGUUAUUCAAGCACUGAACAGCAACAGUUUACUCUGAACAUUCCUACUGGGGCUUCAGGCCAUCGGCGCCACAGUUCAGAUAGUUCUUCUGAGACUGAUGAUACUACACAAGAAACUCAUCAAGUCGUAGUCCGUACAUCGAAUUUGCACGAGAAACGGGUAGCCUCAGGGGACGGAAAAGAAGACAAAUUCGAGGACGGUGAGUUUGGCGAAGUGGCUGCUUCAACUUCAAGGGUGGGUCUGAGGGGGGGUGGCGCCCGCAGCAGACGCACUACAGUUCCUGAAAAGCCCAACUACCCACUAAAUCUAUGGAGCAUCGUAAAGAACUGCAUCGGAAAAGAUCUGUCCAAGAUCCCGAUGCCUGUCAACUUCAGCGAACCCCUAUCCAUGUUACAGCGUCUAGCCGAGGACUUCGAAUAUGCCGACAUCCUGGAUAAAGCUGCUACCUGCACGGAUGUUUGCGAGCAACUGGCUUAUGUUGCUGCAUUUACUAUUUCCUCAUACUCUACCACUAGUUCACGUACAGGAAAACCGUUCAAUCCUCUUUUAGGUGAAACAUUUGAAUUCGAUAGAAGUGAUGAUUUGGGAUGGAAGCUUGUGUCUGAGCAGGUGUCCCAUCAUCCUCCGAUGGUUGCACAACAUUGCGAGGGCCGCGGAUGGAUUUGCUGGCAAGAGUUCACGAUGACAUCGAAGUUCCGUGGAAAGUAUCUGCAAGUGGUUCCACUAGGAACGGCUACUGUGGAGUUCGCCAACGGCAACAAAUUCUCGUGGCGAAAGGUGACAACGACCGUGCACAACAUCAUCGUUGGAAAACUCUGGGUCGACCAGCACGGCGACAUGGAUAUUGUCGGAAAGGAUGCCGCCGAAGGAAUUACGUGCCAUCUAAAGUAUGUACCCUACUCAUACUUCAGUAAAGAUUCGCAAAGGCGAGUAAAGGGAGCAGUCAUGGACACUUCGGAUACCGUGAAAUGGAUUAUCAAUGGCACCUGGGAUGACAGAGUAGAUGUUUCUCAGGUUACUAAACCUGUUAGCGGUAGUAAUAAUAAUUCUGUUUACGAAACCGGAGCGCCGGCUCUAGCCUGGAAACGAAAUAUGCCCGAUAAGGAAGCAGAAAAGUACUACGGUUUUACACUGUUGGCUAGUCAACUCAAUGAACCUGAGGAUGGUGUUGCUCCAACUGAUAGCAGGUUGAGGCCAGAUCAAAGGUUGAUGGAGAACGGAGAGUGGGAUGAUGCUAACAAGGAGAAGCUCAGAUUGGAAGAGAAGCAGCGGGCAGCUCGUAGAAGACGCGAGGCUGAAGUAGAGAAAGCUGCUAUAGAUGGUGAAGCAUACCCUCCGUACGAACCCAUCUGGUUCAAGCAGGUUAAAGACGACAACGAUUCAAUUGUACAUGUAUAUAAGGGCAAUUAUUGGACGGCCAAAAAGAACCAGGAUUGGGCCAACUGUCCGGACAUAUUUUAAUCAUUAUUAGGAAACUUCGUUUUUCUGAGAGAAAGAUGCAUUUUUGUCCUAAAAUCUUUUAUUUUAUAUAUAUAUAUUAUAUUUACUUUCUGUUAUCCUUACUGAAUUUGUUUCACACCACACACUGACACACACAAACACGAGAUUAAGUUUUAAACCGAAGAAUUCUUCCAAACUUA
Messenger RNA from Nicrophorus vespilloides, 3076 nucleotides. It is a transcript of the gene Osbp, whose product is annotated as oxysterol-binding protein 1. Bases 525 to 2897 code for a protein of 790 amino acids. The transcript has 11 exons. The record is from RefSeq and is a predicted model, not a curated record. Gene Ontology annotation, cellular component: membrane; intracellular membrane-bounded organelle; cytosol. NCBI's taxonomy places the organism in Eukaryota, Metazoa, Arthropoda, Insecta, Coleoptera, Silphidae. Gene Ontology annotation, molecular function: sterol binding.